AAUUGCAGUGCACCACAGACAGACAUCAGAGACACCAAUGGAGACCCACAUCAGAGCAACUACUCAACUACUUGUCAUUGAAGUUAGAAUCACACAGUAGAUAUUACCAUUAGGAGUCAGUUAGAAAGGUAAUCAUAAGUAAGAUGGCCGACUACAUCAACAAACAGGUGAUUGAAUUAAACAAAGUUAAUGAAGAAAACCAGAACAGAGCAACGAGGAGCGUGAAGACUGAGACCCAUCUCUCAGAUGGAAGACUAAGACUCUAUAGGCUGGCUGCUGUGUGUUUAGGAGUGCUGUGUGUUCUGCAAGUCACUCUCAACAUCUCCCUGAGGCUGGCUUUCUAUAACAGAGGCAAUGAGACUGCGGAGAAAGACCCGCUACAGACCAGUUACAACACCCUGACUAAAGAGAGAGACCAGCUACAGACCAGUUACAACACCCUGACUAAAGAGAGAGACCAGCUACAGAAGAAAAUAGAUGAUCUCAUGUCAAAGUUCUCUAAUCUGAAACAAAAAUGUCCUGAAGGCUGGCAGAAGUUUGAAUCCAGUUGGUACUUCCUGUCUACAGUGAAAAAACCCUGGACGGAGAGCAGAGAGGACUGUCUGGAGAGAGGAGCAAACCUGGUGAUCGUAAACAGUGAUAUGGAACAGCAGUUUCUCUUUGGCCUCAAUAAGAGAGCCUGGAUUGGUCUGACUGACUCUGUUACUCAGGGGACCUGGAAAUGGGUGGACGGCACACCACUGACCACCCCAAGUUACUGGCACUCACAGCAGCCUGAUAAUGGUGGUCACAACCCAGCAAAAUGGGACGAGGAUUGUGUUGAGCUGAACACAGAAACAUGGCGUCCUGUAAAGGCAUGGAAUGACCUGUCAUGUUUACUCAAUCGUUACUGGAUUUGUGAGAAAGUGGUUUAACAACACCAUGACUACAGAGGAGAUGGUGGGAGGAAGAGCACACAUACAGCACCCUACGCUGCACACAACUUCAUUCUCUCUCUCUAAGACACACACACACACCAAUACACUGUAGGUACUGUACUCGUCACUACUUGUUGUCAAGCUGCUAUCAUGUUAUAUCACUCUGUUUAGAAUAUCCUGUCAUGUUUCACUUCCUGAUUGAAGGUGAUUGGAUACUUAAAAAAGGAUAUCAACCGUAGUGGACAACAGACAGGGAUCAGAGAAGUACCUGGUGGAGAUCCACAUCAUAGUAACUACUCAACUACUAGUCACUGAAGUUAGAAUCAUACAGUAGAUAUUACCAUUAGGAGUCAGUUAGAAAGGUAAUCAUACAGUAGAUAUUACCAUUACGAGUCAGUUAGAAAGGUAAUCAUACAGUCGAUAUUACCAUUAGGAGUCAGUUAGAAAGCUAAUCAUACAGUAGUGUCAUGACGUUGCCCUCUUUGGGUACAGCGAGCACAGUUAAACCCCCCUCCCUCUGCACCAGGCCUUUUCUAUGCACCAUCCCCCGACCUCUAUACUUCUGACACAAGGCUGUGUGAAGGCAGCCAUAAAUUCCGAAGGAGAAUGUCCUGCCUCAUGGCCACAGUAUGGAGAGAGAGGGGUUUCAUAGAGAGACAAAGGAAUUCUUCCACCUCACAGGACGGGGGAACCGAACGACGUUUAUGUUCUGGAGAAUGUAUAAAAGAUCGGUGAAGAAUCCAGCUACGAGCUGGUCCACUUGGUACAAUUUUAUGAAACUCAUAGAGACAAUAUUACCAUAAUAAUAUUUAUAUAAUAGCCUCAGCUAUGGGACUUACAUCUAAAUGGUUGUAUAAAAUGUAUUAACCUGUUGGGGGUAGGGGGCAGUAUUUACACGGCCGGAUAAAAAACGUACCCGAUUUAAUCUGGUUAUUACUACUGCCCUGA
Messenger RNA from Salmo salar (Atlantic salmon), 1865 nucleotides. Its product is annotated as CD209 antigen-like protein C. NCBI's taxonomy places the organism in Eukaryota, Metazoa, Chordata, Actinopteri, Salmoniformes, Salmonidae. The record is from RefSeq and is a predicted model, not a curated record.